Molecule: messenger RNA, 4278 nt
Organism: Brassica napus (rape)
Lineage: Eukaryota; Viridiplantae; Streptophyta; Magnoliopsida; Brassicales; Brassicaceae
Product: GDSL esterase/lipase At2g19010-like
Exons: 5
Coding region: 1557-2606 (349 amino acids)
Molecular function (GO): hydrolase activity, acting on ester bonds
Source: RefSeq, a predicted model, not a curated record
AAUAAAAAGCAAAAAGUCUCAGAAACGUUAAGAAUCAAAAUAACUAAAAUGAAGAAGACACCUUCUUAUAUUUUGGUUCCAUGCAUGAUGCAUGUACUUAUAUUUAUAAUUUUUUUUACCAGUUAUACAUGUUCAUUUUGGAGAUGGAAAAAAAUACAUCUCAAAAAAUAUAAACCAAUUUUAUUAUUUAUUUCACAUUUCAGAUUAUUUUUUAUCAGUUUAUUUAUUUAUUUUAUUUACAAGAAAUUGUUGAAUUUGAAUCCAGCGUGUUUGAGAUGAAAAUAUGAAUUCAAUGGUAGGUUACUUGAAAAACGUUUAUCAGAGAAAUCUAGAUUGGUUACAAGAAAAAUAAUAAUAAAAUUGACCUAAGGCGAUGAACUCUUCAAGAAAAAAGUUUAAGACAAUGAGUUUAUAUACCCUAAUUCUCUGUCAACUUCUUGUAUUUGUGAAUGUUCUCCUUAAACAACUUCCUCCUUAUUUCUUGUAUUUGUGAAUGUUCUCCUUAAACAACUUCCUCUUUUUUUAAUAAGAUGAAGUCGACAAAGUAUUUUCUUUUUUCCUUUGCUGGCUUAGUUUUCUCCAACCCCAUUUUCUUAUGGAUAGGUCGACUUUGCUUACUUAACAGACUUUGACGAGAGACAUAAUCCAUCAAUAGUAGAAAUGUGAGAAUCCUCAUGAUGCAUAUAAGUUAUGUUUUAGUUUAUGCUAUAAAUAAUAUUUAUUUUUGAUUAUCAAUUCUUUCUAUGUUUCUUUAUGAUUUUUAAUUUGUUUGAUUUUUUUUAUCUUUGUAGGUUUUUUCCGUAUGUCAUUUCCUAUGGUUGAUGUUUUUGAAUCAAAUUUGAGUUCUUUUUUUUUGUCAGCAACAUAAACAUAAUCAAAUUUGAGUUCUAUUUUUCGGUUUUCACUGAUUUUCAAAUGAGAAUAAAAUAGUUUUGAAUUAAAUGUUUAAUACUUGGACAUAUAUUAAUUUUAUAUUUAUUCAAAAAUGAUGAUUUGUCAGUGUGAACUCUUCCUCAUUCACUGCCAUUUUUGAAUUAUUUGGGUUGUUAUAUUUUUUUGUUACUAGAAUAUAUCAUCUGAAUAUGAAAACAUUCCUUUCUCACCAGCUCUUAAAAAGAAUCAUCUGAAUUCAUUAUUUAAUUUUUAUACUGAAAUCUACUGCAUUUUUAAUUUACCUCAUCAUCAGUUAGUGAUUUAUUAAGUAUGUACAUUAUUAUACAUUUAAAAUAUUUGAUAUAUGUGUUAAAUUUUGCGGAACAUAUGAGUACUAUGCUAAUGAUAUGGACAACAAUAGUUACAAAACACAUUAUUAGUAGCAUUAGCAUAAUCGACUAUCAACAAUAACCACAUUGACUAAAUCGAAAGACUCUCCCUAAUUUUUGUUGUAUUUUUCCCUUGUUUUACUCAUUACCUCAAUAUUGUUCAUAGACUCAGUUUCACAUGUAAACUUCAACUUCGGGUUUCACUUAUAUAACUAUAUAUAGAAAGACUGGUCGUAUUUUUCUCUUCAAUAAAUAUUUCUCUUUUUCAGUUCUGUGAUUUGAUAUUUCAAAAAUAUGGUUGAAGAAGUAUUAUCUAAAGUAUUUUGGGUCGUUGCUGCUACCGUGUUUGCAGCUGCAACGGUGGGUUACGCGCAGCAAGUGCCAUGUUACUUCAUCUUUGGAGAUUCAGUUUUUGAUAGUGGCAACAACAAUAACUUGCAAACUAAGGCAAAAGUUAACUUUUUACCUUAUGGUAUUGACUUUGCCAAAGGCCCAACUGGCCGGUUCACCAAUGGCCGCACUAUCACAGAUUUUAUCGGUGAACUCUCGGGUUUUAAGGAUUUCAUUCCGCCAUUCGCCAGAGCAUCACUAGAAAACGCUCACAUCGGGAUGAACUAUGCUUCUGGUGCAGGCGGACUCCGUGAAGAAACUAGUGAACAUUUGGGUGGUCGAAUAAGUCUAAGAAACCAAAUACUAAACCACAAGAAGGUGAUAAAGAAAGUGAAUGUGCCAUUACAUAGACUGGAACAAUGCCUCUAUGCAAUCAGCAUCGGAAGCAACGAUUACGUCAACAACUACUUCAUGUCAAAACCAUACAACACGAGUCGCCGUUUUAAGCCUAAUCAAUAUGCACAUUCUCUCAUCUUACUCUAUCAUACUCAUUUGAAGAGUUUGCACCACUUAGGAGCGCGGAAAGUGGCACUUUUUUCAAUCAGUAAGAUUGGUUGCACACCAAAGAUGAUUAGGUCCCAUGGUGGCGGAAAAGGUUGUGCGAGAGAGGUGAACACUGCAGUGGCAAUCUUCAAUAAGAACCUAGAAGACCUUGUACAAGAUUUCAAUAAGAACGUCCAUGGUGCUAAGUUCACCUAUGUUGAUAUCUUCUCUGGUGGAGAUCCCUUAGCUUUCAAAGUUUUAGGAUUUAAGAUUAGACACAAGGCUUGUUGUACAUUAUCUCCCGGGGAAGAACUUUGCGCACCAAACAAACCAGUUUGUGGAAACCGGAGUGAAUAUGUCUUUUGGGAUGAUAUUCAUAGCUCCGAAGCCACUAAUAUGAUGAUGGCUAGAAGCUCGUUUGAUGGACCUCUAGGUAGUCCGUACAGCAUUGCCAGCCUUUUGAAGCAAUAAGAAUCGUAGCACUAGUUUUGUAGUUGGCUAAAUAAUGUGUUACUAUAUAAAUGUAACGAAUUUUAGAUUAUAUUGUAAUUUUCACUUUGAAAUGGUUGUAACAAUUUACAGAAAUCUUCAGCACCUGCUGCAUUCUUCGUCUGAAUAUCAAAAUAUAGAAUGAAAAAAGAACUCAACAAAACAUCUAAGAAAACCCUUUUUAACAUCCUUAAAUAAGUUCAGACAAGUGGAUGUUCUGACAUCUGUGUAUAUAUAGAGUUAUACACUUUUCACAACAAAUAUAAACGACAAAUAUAAACGAAAUGAAGAGAUAUCAAAGUUUGAUGACCUCGAUCGGGGAAAGUCCUUGCUAUUUUUAAGUUCAAAUUUUGAUCAGAGGAUCAAAGUACGAACAGACCAAGAAAAGCAAGAACUUACGAGUUGUUUAGUAAUAACCUGAAAGCGCUAAACUGGUCAUAAUUGCGAUGUAGAGCAGAACAACUUCUACCAGAACAAUACCAGAGAUAGAGGAAAUGACAUUAAUAGUAAUUAGUAAGAUUGGAAAACCUGUGAAAUAUAAUCUUCUAAACUAUUAAAACUGAAGACAUUUUGUACUUAACCCUGAUUUUUCUUAAAUAAUUACUUUGCAUGCCACUGACUUAUGAUUUCAGUUUUCCCAACUACACCUAUUUUAGUUUCCAUUGACCACGACCUAUUUUAAUUUUUAAAUAUCUUUCUCCCUUGAGCCGAUAACCACAUGCUUUUUUCCCAAAUUCUCAAAAACUAUAAAUCCCUAAUUCCCCGAUUGAUUUGUACGAGCUUUGAAUUCCCAAAUUUCCGAUUCUUCUUUUGCUAAUUGUUCAUCUGAUUCAUAUCCGUUCAUUCGUCUGACUGAAUUCAAGUCGUUUUCAUUUUUCGAUUGAGAAUCUAUGUCUGUUUUGGGUUUAGAUUACUAGACUAUGUAGAUCUAGCUCGUUGAGAUGAGUUUCCGUCAAUUUCCGUCAGAUUUUGAUUUGUAUAUAUGAGGCUUGAAUUUUAUAUAUCUGUCCAAUGAAUUUAGUGUUUGAUUUGUUAAUUUUGAUUGUAUUUUCCAGAUUUAAUAGCUGAAGAUGGCGGACUCUUUGAAUAUGUCUCUUGAUGAUAUUGUUAAGAGGAACAAGGCCGCUAAAAGUCUGGUGGUAAAGGUUUAACCUGAUAUAGAAUGUAGUCUGCUUGUGGUAAUGACUUCUGCAAUUGCUCUUAACCACAUUAUUUGGUCUUAUGCGCCUUUAACUUGUGUGCUAACCAAUUAAGAUCGUACCAAAAGCCUUAUUGUAGGAAGAUUUGCCUUGCUGAUACCAAUAUACAACCCAUGAACCACUUGAAUAGACAUACACCUUACUAAUAGCCACUUUUUUGCUGAUUAAUGUGGCUUCAAGAUUCUACACACCCUUUUGGCUGACUUUAUCUCUUCCACUUAACCGCAUGAAGAAGAACUUGCCAUGGCAGAAUGGUUUGUUUGAAGAGAGCAACAGAGUAACUGGAAUAGAUUUCUUGAUUGGUCUUGGGAAAUCACUAUAAGAAACUAUAUUUUGUUAAUUAGAAAAGAGGCAUUAAUAUAUUAUGUUGCCAGACAAUGUAACAAUAAACACAGCUCACUGUAGAAAGUUAUCAUAAGUAAUCAACUAACAUAGCCAAAUGGCCAAUGCAUCGA